AUGAGAUGGAUCGUUGAGUUUGUGUACGAUUGGACAGCGUGGUUGUAUGAGUUAGUGAUUUAUUACUUAUGCUGGUGCUAUGGGAACAAAGUAUCGGAUAUACAAGAAACGCGGCAGAUAGAAGUUGGCACAGUUGACGAGAAUGCUAAACAUAAGAAGCACAAUAAAAUAAAGACCUCCAAAUACACGGUGCUUUGGUUCAUUCCCAAAAAUCUCUCCGAGCAGUUCCGAAGAGUCGUCAACUUCUACUUCCUCAUAGUCACUGUUGUAGCGGUUGUUAUAGAUAGUCCAGUUUCACCAUUCACAAGUAUAGCGCCGCUAUCCUUUAUGGUGCUUGUGACUGCUUUGAAGCAGGGUUAUGAAGACUGGUUGCGGCACAAGUCUGACAACAGUGUGAAUAAUCAGAUUGUGGAAAUAGUUCACAAAGGCUUGAUCAAAGAAGUGAGAAACUCUAGUAUCGCUCCUGGGGCGUUAGUCAGAGUGCGUCGUGGCAGAGAAGUUCCCGCGGACCUAGUGCUGCUAUGUUCCGCUGGAGAAAAGGGCAAGUGCUUUGUGACCACAGCGAAUCUCGAUGGAGAGACGAACUUGAAGUCUUUGAGGGUGCCCCCACCCUUGGUGGGGUAUACGCCAGAUAUCUUGCCUCAAGGCAUGAAGAUCGAGGUGCCUCAUCCUGUAACAGAUUUAUACACAUUCUAUGGCAGGCUGGAGAUCCCUAACCGGGAUAGCCUAGUACUCACUCCGGACAACCUGAUGCUGAGGGGUUCUAGAGUCAAGAACACUGAGUGGGCUAUAGGAUGUGCAGUUUAUACAGGCGAAGAAACAAAACUAGCUCUAAAUUCGAAGUACGCGGGUAACAAGUUUUCAUCAUGCGAGCUUGCCAUCAACGGUUUCCUCGUCUUCUUUAUAAUGGUUCUGAUCAUGGAAAUUUUUGUCUCUCUCUUGACGAAAGUCCUCAUAGAGCGAUUUAACCCCGAGAGAGAUUUGUAUUUAGGACCAGCACCCGAGAACCCGACUUCGAUAGGCAAUUUGCUACAAGAUCUGUUCUCAUUCUUACUGUUGUAUUAUUACAUCAUACCCAUGUCGUUAUACGUCACAAUAGAGCUCUACAAGUUUAUAGGCGCUCUUUUCAUCGGUUGGGAUGAGGAGCUACGAUGUGAAGAGACAGGCAGGCCAGCGGUGGCAAACACUUCAGAUUUGAACGAGGAAUUGGGCCAAGUGCAAGUGUUGUUCUCUGAUAAAACAGGCACUCUUACUAAAAACCUGAUGGUGUUCAAAGCAUGUUCGAUCAAGGGUCAUAUCUAUGAGGAGAAGGAUUCUAAGCUGUACAAUACCGAGAGGUUUGAAGAAACAGUGGAUACUCUUCAGACAGAUAUCAAAUUCUUCUUUACAAUCCUCGCUCUUUGUCACUCUGUUCAAAUAUCAAACGAGGACAUGAAGAAAUUGAGUGCCCGUUUUUCAACAAACGGUAAUCUGCAGCUAAUGAAUUUUUUCCGGCGAAAAAAAAUCAAAACGGUCAACACCGGAGUUUUAGAUAAUAUCGCUUGGAGUACGAUUAUUAGUCCAAAUGGUAGUAACAUGGAUUAUCAAGGAAGUAGUCCUGAUGAGAAAGCGCUGGUUGAAGCAGCUGAUAGAGUUGGAGUGACUUUCCUGGGUGAGGAAGGGAACAAUCUCUUGUUAAAAAUUGGAGAACAUACAGAGAUAUACGAGAGAUUGCAAGUGAUUGAAUUUACUUCAGAGAGGAAGAGGAUGUCUGUUAUCUUGAGAGAUAAGGACGGUAAGAUUUGGUUGUUUUGUAAAGGCGCUGAGAGCUCAGUCUUUCCUUUAUGUAAGGAUUCUGCCCUUAUAGAAGAAACUGAUAGAGAUAUAAACACAUUCGCCAACAAAGGUCUCAGGACGUUGGCGGUGGCUUAUAGAGAAAUACCUAAGGAAGAAUAUGAUUCAGUUGUCCAAGCCGUAAAACGUCUUGACGGCCGGAAUGCGGAAGCCCUGCAGCAAGUGACGAAGCAGUACCGUGUCCUGGAGCGGCAGCUGACGCUGGUGGGCGCGACGGGCGUGGAGGACUGCUUGCAGGACGACGUGGCUGACACGCUCGCCGCACUGCGCCGCGCCGGCAUCGCCACGUGGGUGCUCACCGGGGACAAGAUAGAAACAGCUAUUAACGUCGCUCAGUCGUGCGCUCAUAUCUCCGAAAAUGAUAGAAGAAUAUUUCUAGUAGGUAUAGAAACGAACGAAGCGCUACAGGCGCAUUUACAAGAAUGUGUACGAAUCACCUGCGAGCCGACCUAUAAGGACUUGACGUUGGUCGUCGACGGAAUGAGCAUGAGUUUAAUAUUGGAUAGACCAGCUGCAGCAGUAUUCGUUAACAUAUCGAUCAGAUGUAAAGCCGUGCUGUGCUGUCGACUCUCACCAAUACAGAAAGCAAAGAUAGUACGUCUAAUAAAGAACAGUCCGAGUAAACCAAUAACGGCUGCGAUUGGUGACGGCGCCAACGACAUCUCCAUGAUACAAGAAGCACACGUUGGGUUUGGCAUCUUCGGCAAGGAAGGGUACCAGGCUGCCAGGUCUGCAGACUUUGCUUUCACAAAGUUCUCUAUGGUGAAGAAAAUCCUACUAGUGAUGGGACACUGGUACUACCAGAGACUAGCAACUUUAAUACAUUAUUUCUUUUAUAAAAAUCUAGUCUUGGGAAAUAUUAUGUUUAUAUUCCAAAUCUACACGGUGUUCUCAACGCAGUCGAUUUACGAUUCGAUGUACCUGACGUUGUAUAACCUCGCGUUUACGUCUCUGCCGUGCCUCAUACUUUCCGUCACUGAGCAGAGGUGGCCUGCAGACCUGCUGCUCAAGAACCCGACACUGUACCGAGACAUAAGACACAACAAAUUGAUGGCCUGGUCACAUUUCUCGAUGUGGUGCCUCUCGGCCACUUACCACUCCUUAAUCAUAUAUUUCUUCACCAAGCUGUUGAUCGCCCCGUCUAUCAUCACUCCGGAUGGCAAGAACGUAGAUUUGUGGACUUUCGGUGCAGCUUUGUUCCACCUAAUGAUGUUAAUCGUCAGUCUCAAGUUGUGGCUCCAAGCUCGCUAUCACACGCUGAUUUUCGUCGCAUCCAUCAUAUUGUCUAUGGUAGUCUAUAUGAUUUUCAACACAAUAUACUCAUUGUUCUACUGGCAAAUUGACGGUGACGUAUUAGGUACAUACACCAAACUUCUAGGCUCAUUAUCGUUUUGGGCUCUAAACUUCGUCGUUGUAGUGGCCUGUUUUGCGCCUGACUUCAUAGUGAGACUGGUGUCUGACAAGUGGGGCAAAAGAGUAACUGAGAACAUCAAGACACAACGCGUAUUCUCUACGAGACUGUGA
Arctia plantaginis is the source of this 3357-nucleotide messenger RNA. The record is from the annotation of a GenBank genome assembly. Lineage: Eukaryota; Metazoa; Arthropoda; Insecta; Lepidoptera; Erebidae.